Messenger RNA from Gamsiella multidivaricata, 1200 nucleotides. RefSeq lists its product as uncharacterized. Gene Ontology annotation, biological process: maintenance of cell polarity; exocytosis; endocytosis. The record is from RefSeq and is a predicted model, not a curated record. Lineage: Eukaryota; Fungi; Mortierellomycota; Mortierellomycetes; Mortierellales; Mortierellaceae. Gene Ontology annotation, molecular function: oxysterol binding. Bases 1 to 1200 code for a protein of 399 amino acids. Gene Ontology annotation, cellular component: cytosol; membrane; intracellular membrane-bounded organelle. The transcript is spliced from 3 exons.
AUGGCCAAAGACAGGAAAGACGGCAAAUCCGAUAGCGACAGCUCAUCUGUCAGCGAGGCGCCCGCCAACCAGAAGGAUUCCCUCCGCAGCUUUAUCUCCACUCUCGCCACUUUCUCUGGAGACCUGUCUGCAUUGACCUGCCCUAGCUUCCUGCUGAGCUCCGUCAGUCUACUAGAUCAAUUCUGGGGUGACCAUCCAAAGCUAUUCGCAGCGAUCCCGUCUGGCGAAACCCCUGAGGAUCGGUUGCUCAAUUGCACGCGCUGGUUCAUCUCAACCCUCUAUGGCUCGUAUUCAUCCCGCGCAGGUCAGGAAAAGAAACCGUACAAUCCCGUCCUAGGUGAGCAGUACUUCGCUCAAUGGACAGGGGAUGAACAGACAGGCGAUACCAUCCUCAGAGCAGAGCAAGUCAGUCAUCACCCUCCAAUUAUGGGCUUCCACCUUGAAAACAAGAACGCUGGCGUUGUCUUGGAAGGGCACUGCGGUCAAAAGUCGCGUUUCGCCAUGCCCGCUGGUAUCGAUGUCUACCAAAAUGGACACGCCAUGCUGACGCUGCCAAAGUUCAAGGAGACCUACCUUAUCACCCUUCCCUCACUCCAGAUCCGCAGCAUUAUCACAGGACGACCAACGGUUGAAUUGGCGGGCUCGAGCUACAUCGUCAGCAGCACAGGACUUUUCGCCUCGAUCGAAUACAGCGGCAAGGGAUAUUUCUCGGGCGAGCGCAACAGUUUCAAAGCGAAGCUUAUGCCGAUCUCUGGAGAUACUCCUUUUUACAUAGCCCAGGGUGUCUGGAGCGGCGUGUCGAAUUACAGCAACGGAAAGAAGGGCUCCGAGAGCAGAUUGUUUUUUGAUGCGAAGGCCGAUCUGCCGAUCGCGCCAGAGUUGAAGCCGCAGACGGAGAUGGGGCCGCUGGAGUCGCACAAGUUGUGGUCGGAUGUCACGAAUGCGAUCAAUAACAAGGAUUACAGUACCGCCUCAAAAGAAAAGUCGCAGAUCGAGGACGCGCAAAGAGUGUUGGCGAAGGAGAGGAAGGAGAAGGGUCAGACCCAGGCGGACGCGUUAAGCGUAUUUUUGCUCGUGGAUGAGGAUGCAGAUGAGAGUCGUAAGGCAUUUAAGGCACUAAAGGGGCAGCUGAUAGAGCUCGCGGGUCCGAAGGCACUGAGGGAGGAUGAGGCGAAGCCCCACUGGAAAUUGAGAACGUAG